Messenger RNA from Mixia osmundae IAM 14324, 1791 nucleotides. RefSeq lists its product as uncharacterized. Lineage: Eukaryota; Fungi; Basidiomycota; Mixiomycetes; Mixiales; Mixiaceae. Gene Ontology annotation, molecular function: magnesium ion transmembrane transporter activity. The coding region runs from base 1 to 1791 and encodes 596 amino acids. The transcript is spliced from 3 exons. Gene Ontology annotation, cellular component: membrane. The record is from RefSeq and is a predicted model, not a curated record. Gene Ontology annotation, biological process: magnesium ion transport.
AUGUCAACAUUCGAUAUCUGGGGCUCGGCAGAUCCCUUCAAUGCGAGUAUGCCCGUCAACAGCACUGCCUCCAAUAGCACCUUACCCGGAAGCAAUGCCACUUCGAUCAUAGACCCGGAUCAGCCUGCUGCAUCGCUCAAUGACACCACCACCCCAGACGGGGAUCCUAGUCUGGGCGGCCUGCUUGGCUUGGGCAACGACAGCGUCCUCAACCAAUACUCUGCAGCCGACUUCUUCAUCGGACUCGCUAUCACACUCGGCGCCUCUGUGCUCAACGCCGCAGGCCUGAACCUCACCAAGCUCGACCACGUCCGCAAUGACAUGCUACCGAGAGACAAACGGAGGCCGGACUGGCAAAGGCCGCUCUGGUGGUGUGGACUGAUAGCCUACAUCCUCUCGCAGCUCGUGGGGAGUACGCUCGCUCUCGCCUACCUCCGAGCGGAAUAUGUCGCCCCUCUGGGUUCUGCCUCGCUCAUCUUCAACUUCAUCUUUGCUUCCAUCCUCGUAGGCACCAAAAUCACCAAACUCGACAUCAUCGGCACGGUCACCAUCGUCGUCGGUGUCGUCGGCGUCGUCGCCUUUGGCAACAUACGCAAGACGAGCGAGGACCCAGAGGCGAACCUCGAUCUCGAUAGUCUCAAGGCGCUCUGGGCGAGACCGUCCUGGCUUGUCUAUCUUGUCUGCCUCGAAGCGAUCACGAUCGUGCUCUUCUGGGCAGCAGGCAUCACAGACGACGUGCUCCACGAGAGGGAAGAGAUUGGUGAUAAGCAUGAGCUCGAGACAGAUGGGGAUGACCGUGCGAUAGCCGCCAUGCAAGCAGCGGCGAGAGCGAGAGCUUCGGUACCGGAUACCAGUCUAGUAGCUACACUCCAUCAACGACAGACACAUUUGCGCAGUACGCUCACUCGCAAAGGAAUCAGAUGGAGCCAGUCGCGCUCAGAUGUCAUCGUCAAGAAGCUCGCAGGGAGCAUGUGGGCAGUCUCCGGAGGACUGCUCGCCGGUCAGUCUCUCGUCUUUGCCAAAUCCACUGUCAAGUUGGUGACCAAUGCAAUGAACUCGACCAACGGCAGCCAGUUCAGCUUCCUGACCAUCAUCAUCGCUGUCUUAUUACUCGUCACUGCCGUCGUCCAAGUCUACUGUCUCAAUAAGGGACUGAAAGCAUAUGACAGUACACUCGUGGUGCCCAUCUUCUUUGCCGUCUAUACUGCCUCGGGCUUCAUCAACAGUCUCAUCUACCUCAACGAGACGGGCGUCUACAAAGUCUGGGUCUUCACGUGUAUCUGGCUUUCCAUGCUCGUCCUCGUCAUCGGCGUCGGCAUCUUAUCAAGCAAAAAGCCGGAAACAACGCUAAAGCCGACAGUCGAAGACGACGAGGAAGAAAUGCUGAGAACCGACGGGAUACCCAAAGAUGCGAUACCCCUCACACGCAAAGCUUUCACCAGCGUCAAGUCGACAAUGUCUUAUCUCGGCGAGACGGCGCGCAAUACGACUGCAAACGUCAGAGAUCGACAGCUCCUGCCAGGCAAAAGCAACGGAUACAUACAGACACCAGAGCCAGAAGAGACUGUCUGGGAUUCUCGGGACUUAUCAGACUCGGACGAUGAGCACUCUGGUGGCGACAAAGCAUGGCAGCCUUCUAAAAACGCACUGCGCCGGACGUACGACGAUGUCAAGCCGGGUGAAGAAGAAUUUGGCUCCUUCGUCCAUCAAGAUCAGCUGCUCAACGAGAGUGCCGAACGAGACUCGCUGGAUGGCCUAGACGGCGAGGACGAGCCGCGGCGUCCGUCGUAA